Closterium sp. Yama58-4 is the source of this 4035-nucleotide messenger RNA. The record is from the annotation of a GenBank genome assembly. NCBI's taxonomy places the organism in Eukaryota, Viridiplantae, Streptophyta, Zygnematophyceae, Desmidiales, Closteriaceae.
AUGCACUCUCGCCUACUGGUCUCUGGCCUUCCCAGGUCUCUGCCUGCCCUCCCUCCCUCGCCUGCCCCGCCCUGCAUUCCUUGCGUCGAGGGGCGGCAGCGCGCCGCUCCUCACUCCUCCUCGUUCCCUCCCACAGAGGCUCCACUGCAGACUCUCCACCUGGACGUGUGGGGCCCAGCCCGCGUCCAGGGGCAGGGCCGCGAGCGGUACUUCCUGCUGGUCGUCGACGACUACACUCGUCACACCACGGUCUUCCCCUUGCGCAGCAAGGGUCAGGUCCCUGAUGUUCUGAUCCCCUGGAUCCGCGCUGUUCGUCUCCAGCUCCGCGAGCGGUUUCAGUCGGACUUUCCUGUCUUGCGUCUGCACUCUGACAGAGGUGGUGACUUCACCUCCGACCUCUUGCGAGCCUUCUGUGAGGAGCACGGCAUCCGCCAGUCGUUCACGCUUCCGGCCUCUCCGCAGCAGAAUGGGGUUGCUGAGCGCCGCAUUGGCUUAGUCAUGGAGGUCGCUCGUACCUCCAUGAUCCAUGCGGCGGCUCCCCAUUUUCUGUGGCCGUUUGCGGUCCGGUACGCCGCGCAUCAACUCAACCUCUGGCCCCGUGUCUCCUUGCCGGAGACCUCGCCCACACUGCUGUGGACGGGGGAGGUUGGCGAUGCGUCGCGCUUCCGGGUCUGGGGUGCUCGUGCCUUUGUCCGUGCCCACGCCAUUCCCUGCGUCUUCCUUGGUUUUCCUCCUGACGCGCCUGGCUGGCAGUUUUACGACCCCGCCUCGCGCCGUGUCUUUGCGUCUCAAGACGUCACUUUUGACGAGUCCGUCCCCUUUUACCGUCUCUUUCCCUACCGCACUGCCCCUCGCCCCCCCCCCCCCGCCGCUCUUUCUCGCUCCAGGUCCUUCCCAGGUCCUGCUGGGGGUAGUCCUGCUCGGGGUGCUGUCUCUGGGGGUGCUGAGCCUGGGGGUACGGAGCCCGAGCGAGAGGAGCCUGGGGGUGCUGAGCCUGGGGGUGCGGAGUCUGGGGGUGCUGUGCCUGAGCGUGAGGAGCCUGGAGGUGCUGAGCCUGGGGGUGUCGAGUCUGAGGGUGCUGAGCCUACGUGUGAGGGGCCUGAGGGUGCUGAGCCUGGAGGUACUUCUGCUGACGUCACUGGAGCUGGGAGUGGUGCUGGUUCUUUGCCUGCUGGAGGUGCUGAGACUGUGCGUGCGGAGACUGGAGGUGUUGUGCCUGGGGGUGCUGCGUCCGGGGGUGCUGAGCCUGAGAGUGCUGAGUCUAGGGGUGCGGCACCUGCGGGUACUGAGACUGCUGGUGCGCGGUCUCCUUGGAGUAGCCGCCUUCGUCCGCGUGCGCCUCUCUCCCCGCAGCAGCUGCACGAGUGGUACACUCGCCGUCAGGGUCGCGCUGCUGGAGCUCGGGGCUCUACCGCUGGAGGUGUUUCUGCUGUCGUCGCUGGAGCUGGGAGUGGUGCUGUGUCUACAGGAGGUGCUGGAGUCGCUGGUCCCGGAGGUGCUCGUACUGGAGGUACUGGAGCUGCUGGGGCUGGAGGUGCUGCGUCUGGGGGUGCUGCUGCUGGAGACACUGAGGCUGGAGACCCUAGGACUGGAGGUGUCGGUUCUGGGGGUGCUGCUACUGGAGACACUGAGGCUGGCGACCCUAGGACUGGAGGUACUGGUUCUGGGGGUGCUGCUGCUGGUGGUGCUGGCGCUGGAGGUUCUGGAGCUGCUGGAGGUGCUGGAGCUACUAGAGGUGCUGGAGCCACUGGAGCUGCUGGAGCUGCCGGUGCUGGUGCAGCUGCGCCGACACGACUGUUCUUCGCUCCGCUGUCUCCGUCGUCUCUGCCGCCGCCUGACUCUGUUCUUUGUCAGGUUCUUACCCUUCCGUCGUCUACUGGUCUUCCGUUACUGCCUGGCUCACCGCUCCCUGCUCCUCCUCCUUACACUGAGCAGCCUGGUGGUCUUGCUGAGCGUCGUGAGCCUGCGUCGCGUCUUGUCUCGCCUGUUCGUCCUGGUCGUUCCGGUCGUCGUGUUCCUCGUUCGCGUCAGCCGGCUGUCCCAAGUACACACCUCGUAGUCUGUCGUCUUUCCUCUGCUCCGCAGUCUGUUCCUCUGCCGUCUCCCCCUGCGUCCUCUCUACCUGACGUUCCCGACCCUGAGUCUGACCGGUUUCGUGCUGAGCACCCUACUGUCACGCGUCUGCUUGCCACUGUUGUCACUGACCCAUCGUUUGAGUCUGCUGCUGCGUCUGCCAUAGUCGCUGAGCUUGUUGACUUUGCUGCUACCUGUCGUCUAGACUACGCCGCUAGCCUUAUUGCUGAGUCUGAGUCUGUCUGUCCUCCGUCCGUCUGGGGUGAGUGUGCUCUUGGCACGGACGUCCUUGAGGACAGGCACGAGGACCUUGAGUGUCUUGCAGCCGCUGCGCCUCAUCUCGUGGCCAUGCUGCUUGCCCCUGAGGGAGACCCGGAUGCUGUAGACAUCCCGACCCCGCGCUCUUACGCUGAGGCGAUCGCGGGUCCCUACUCCUCUCAGUGGCAGGCAGCCAUGGACGCAGAGAUGGCAUCCUGGAAGUCCACAGGCACUUACGUCGAUGAGGUUCCCCCUCCUGGGGCGAACAUCGUCGAUGGCAUGUGGAUUUUUAGGGUGAAGCGGCCGCCGGGUUCUCCGCCUGUCUUCAAGGCUCGUUACGUUGCUAGAGGCUUCAGUCAGCGUGAGGGAGUUGACUUCUUUCAGACCUUCUCCCCUACCCCGAACAAGACCACUCUUCGGGUGCUGCUGCACGUUGCCGCUCAGCGUGACUACGAGCUUCACUCUCUUGACUUCAGCACAGCCUUCUUACAGGGCAGCCUGCACGAGGAGAUCUGGCUGCGCCGCCCACCUGGCUUCACUGGGUCGUUCCCUCCUGGUACCCAGUGGAGCCUCUGCCGGCCAGUCUACGGUCUCCGCCAGGCACCUCGUGAGUGGUACGACACACUGAGGACUACACUUGCGGCUCUUGGGUUCGCUCCUUCGACUGCUGACCCGUCGCUGUUUCUGCGCACCGACACUUCGCUGCCGCCAUUCUACAUCCUCGUGUACGUCGACAACUUGGUCUUUGCUACUGCUGACACUGAGGCUCUCGCUCUGGUGAAGUCGGAGCUGCAGAAGAGACACACGUGCACAGACCUGGGUGAGCUGCGCAGUUACCUUGGCUUGCAGAUCACCCGGGACAGAGCACGCCGCACCAUCACACUGACUCAGUCACACAUGGUGCAGCAGGUCCUUCAGCACUUCGGCUUCACCUGGUCCUCCGCACAGUCCACUCCUCUUGCUACAGGUCACUCACUCUCAGCUCCACCUUCGGACGAGUCUGUAGAGCCGAGUGGUCCUUACGCAGAGCUAGUGGGCUGCCUCAUGUACCUGAUGACCUGCACUCGACCUGACCUUGCGUACCCUCUUGGCCUUUUGGCUCGCUACGUGGCUCCUGGUCGGCACCGAAAGGUGCACAUGGAUGCCGCGAAGAGGGUACUGCGCUACUUGUGCAGUACAUCGGGCAUGGGGCUCGUGCUUGGAGGACGGAGCGACGUUGUCCUCACUGGGCACUCAGACGCUUCUUGGGUUGACGACCUGGCUACGCAGCGGUCGUCACAGGGUUACACCUUCAGCCUUGGCUCUGGCUCUGUUUCUUGGCGUUCUACUCGCUCGUCUUCUGUUCUCAGCUCCAGUUGUGAGGCUGAGAUCUACGCCACAGCCAUGGCUGCUCAGGAGUUGCGCUGGCUCACCUACCUGCUGACCGACUUGGGAGAGAGGCCUCGUUCUCCUCCAGUUCUGUACGUUGACAACAAGGCCGCCAUUGCCUUGUGUCAGGAGCACAGACUGGAGCACAGAACGAAGAACAUCGCUCUGCGUUACUUUCUGGCUCGAGAGUUGCAGCAGCGUGGUCAGCUUCGUCUUGCUCACGUGGCCACCAGGGCCAACACUGCUGAUAUAUUCACCAAGGCACUUCCGCCUGGUGACCAUCAGCGCUUUUGUACUUUGUUGGGCCUUGUGCCUACGUUUCCUCACUUGCUGUAG